This is a messenger RNA of Rotaria sordida, 429 nucleotides long. The record is from the annotation of a GenBank genome assembly. NCBI's taxonomy places the organism in Eukaryota, Metazoa, Rotifera, Eurotatoria, Philodinida, Philodinidae.
AUGAUGUUGGAAUAUACUAUUCUUUGGCUUGAUGGAAAUUCGUCCGAUCCAAUGAGUAGUUUUCGUGCUAAACUUGGCAAUGCUCAAACAUUCACAAAUGUUAAUGAUUGCAUUGAAUACAUUAAAUCUCAUUCAAAAGAACUCAUUUAUCUAAUUGUUUCGGGUUCCUUGGCUAAAGAAAUUAUUCCAAUAAUUUAUGAAUCUUCAAAUAUUAUAGAAAUCUUUCUUUUUUGUGGAUCGGUUUCUGCUUAUGCAGAAUGGGCAAUGGAUUAUUGUGAUAAAAUGAUGAUAUUUGAUCAUGGAGAUGAUCUUUUAGAACGAUUAUGGAAUGAUUUACAAAACAAGUUACGAGAACAUGCGAAAAUAUGUUUAAAACUUGCAGAAGAGCAUAAACAACGAGCUUUACAAUUUAAAAAACCAUGUGGUUAA